AUGCUCGGCUCCCUGGGGGCUCCGGGCUCACGGAGCUGCAGCGCUGGGCCAGCGGUUGCGGGUCUCGCAGCUCGUGCAAGUGUGGGCCCUCUUCCCGGAGCGCCCCAGCACCGAGGCUGGGCGCUCGCCUCCGCGGAGCAGUUUUCCGCUCCCACCAGGUAUGUUCUAGAACAGACACAGGUUGCCGGCGCCGUCCACCAGCUGUCCCGAACAUCCGUUACAAAUCUCUGCGAGGGACGAAAACAUCUGUUCGGGCAGAGGCUGGAAGCCGAGGCGGCGGGUGCGGCGCCGCGGGGAGCACCCCACCGCGGCGCAGCGCCAGGGGAGAGGGUCCCUGCAGGUAGCAAAGGAUUUUCCAGCCCGCAGGCACCGCAAGCCGAAGGGCACCGCGACGCUGCCCGAAAUGCGCGAGAGUGUCUGAGCUCUGGGACCUCUGGGCUCAGAAAGACCCUCACGGGUGCAUGUGGCCACAGACCCGGGAGGAUCAUUUCCUGGACCAUCCGCGUGCACCGACAGUUCGUCCCUGGGCCGUUUCUCGCCGCCUCUGCCCAGCAGCAGUUGGCCUCGCGGUUCCCGGGAGAGCCGCCACUUUUCCUGCCACGUUCGUUGGAGUCGAGCGUGGGCAGCCUCUGUAACUUCCCAGGAUCUCAACACUCACCCGAAAGAAAUGCCAAGGUAGGGUUUGUGGCUCAAACCAUUUCUCCCUCUCCAAAUCGCUCUCUCCCCCUCUCGCUCUUUCCCUGCCCACCGCCCCCCCCCCCCAGGCCACUCUCCGUCUACACUGGCCGCAGGGGGAGCCCACCCCACCUGGAGUCGCUCCGGGACGCUCUGUCCCCCCGGCCGGGACACUGCGUGGGGGCAGACGAGGCCCGAGAAGGCCGGCGGGCUUGCUGGCACCUGUACCCUCGCGUGUAGAAGCCCGGGGAAGCACUCUGUGCACCUCCACCCCUGGCUACAUCUUAAGAACGUUUCCUUUCAGCUUCCACUCUGCGGAAACCUAGGUGCCCCGUGCAGGCUCCACCCCGCACCCCCGCCGCGUGUUCCUGGGUAGAACGCUUUGCCGUAAAUUUUGCUAAAGCAGGGAAAGCGCGGGGCGGAUGCGGAGGGCGCAGGGCGCAGGGCGCAGGGCG
Messenger RNA from Canis lupus familiaris (dog), 1130 nucleotides. RefSeq lists its product as uncharacterized. The coding region runs from base 1 to 915 and encodes 304 amino acids. The transcript is spliced from 4 exons. The record is from RefSeq and is a predicted model, not a curated record. Lineage: Eukaryota; Metazoa; Chordata; Mammalia; Carnivora; Canidae.